Molecule: messenger RNA, 1059 nt
Organism: Teleopsis dalmanni
Lineage: Eukaryota; Metazoa; Arthropoda; Insecta; Diptera; Diopsidae
Product: putative gustatory receptor 59b
Exons: 2
Coding region: 1-1059 (352 amino acids)
Biological process (GO): sensory perception of taste
Cellular component (GO): dendrite; membrane; neuronal cell body
Molecular function (GO): sweet taste receptor activity
Source: RefSeq, a predicted model, not a curated record
AUGCCGUACUGGGAACAUUCCUUUGUGAAUUCUCUAUUUUGGAUAUAUCAUUAUUAUGCAGUUUGCAUUGGGAUGUCCUCACAUCGUUACGAUUAUGCAACGAAUAAAUAUAAACAGUCGCUUAUGAUGCGGGUAUCCGUAAUAAUAGUAAAUGCAUUAACGGUACUCGUGCUGCCUUGGGUACUUUGGGAGUGUACGAAUAUAUUUAUUAGUGAUGAGUGGACAUUACUAAUAACUUGGACAUUUUAUGUGAAUAUAAUUAUACAUGGAUUGGCUAUUAUCUAUACGGUUAUAAAUCGUUAUAGGAGGGAACUUGCACUUUGUGGUAUCAGCAUAGAAAUGAUGAAUAUUGAACUUAACCAUCUUAAAGAUUUUCCAAUAAAUCACAAAAUUGAAGCACAUUACAACACACUCUUCUGCAUAAAGUAUGCUUUUCUGGUAUAUACUUUUGUAGCACAUACUGUUACACUCUUCUACCUUAUGAAGAAAUGGACCUGGUAUACAAUUUUGCUGACACUGUUAUUUUCAAAUGUUGAUAAUGUUUUGCAUACCACAAUGUUUACAUAUUUCGUCGGUAUCUGGUAUAUAUGUCGAGGUAUAUCAUAUAUUAAUGAUGAAUUAAAGAAUUUGUUAAACAAAUAUACUGAUGAAGAAUAUAAACACCAUCAAUAUCGUAAAUCUGUGGCGAAGAAAUUACAUUAUUUGCUGUGCUUACAUUGUCGUCUAGUGCGUCUAAUACGGCUUUUGAAUGAUGCUUACAGUAUACAAAUGUUGGCAAUACGUAUUACUCGGUUUUUCACUAACGUGAUGAUAGGAUUCUAUGCUAUAGUGCUCUUCGAAAAUUCAUCAAUAACAUCAUUUUGGAUUCUGUUUGGGAUCAUAACUUAUUUAGUGAUCGAACAUUUCGUUUUACAGCUUUUUGGAAAUAAAUUGGAAAUUGAUUUGUGUGGUCUCUUCCAUGUUAAUAAGGGGCUCUGGUUUCAGAUGAUGACUGCAGUAAUUUCUUAUACGAUUGUUUUGGUACAGUUUCAUUUAUUCUUAAGUCAGAAAACAAAGUGA